UUUUAAGAGGAGAAUUACCUCUCCAUCUCUCUUCGACUCACUCUCAGAAUCUCCCUAUUCUCCAGUUACAUCAGCGGAAUAGACAGAGCUGGAACAGAGGAAGAGAAGUGGAGAAAUACAGGGAGCUACCAAUGCUUUAGAGAACCGAAAGAGAGAGAGAGAGAGAGGGGGAGAGAGAGAGGGAGAGAGGGAGACAGAGAGCAGAAUAUUUUGGGGGUGCUUUUCACUUUUAGUUGCUUUUUUCAUUAUUUGUUACUCUUUAGAAAAUUCACAUUGUUUCACCUGGAGCCGUGGGAUUCUUUACUGGACAAGCUGCUUGGAGAUUCUCCUCCCGGUUCUCGGGCUGUGACAGGGCCGAUCUUUGACCCCCUUCAGGCUCCGGACGACAGAGGCUGAACAUGGAGAUGCGAGGCCGGCUCCUGGCGUGCCUGGCUGUGGCCUCCCUGCUCCAGCUGGGAGCCGCGGGGUUGGUGAAGGUCAUCCGCCACCGGCGGGAGGCCCUGAAACCCGGCGCGGACGGAGCCCCCGCCAAAACCGUCACCAACGUCACCUUCCCGCACCUGGACCACCCGGUGGUCUUUAACCACGUCUACACCGUCAACGUGCCGCACAGCGCGCUCUGCUCCGUGGACCUGGACUCCCCCGGGGGCACGGUGCGGGCGGAGAGGGACUCCCCCUCGGACGCCCCCGAGGGCCACCACACCACCGAGCACACCGUCAACGAGGAGAACCAGAUCGUGUUCACCCACCGCAUCAACAUCCCCCACCAGGCCUGCGGCUGCCACGACGGCCUGCCGGAGCUGAAGGACCUGCUGACCCGCCUGGAGCUGCUGGAGGGAGAGGUGUCCACACUCAGGGACCAGUGCACCUCGGGGGCUGGCUGCUGCAGCGCACACCAGGCCACAGGUGUGGUGGGGACGAAGCCCUUCUGCAACGGUCGCGGGAACUACAGCACGGACUCCUGCGGCUGUGUGUGCGAGCCGGGCUGGACCGGGCCCAACUGCACGGAGGCCUUGUGCCCUGGGCACUGCCAGGACCAGGGCCGCUGCAUGGAUGGAGUCUGCAUCUGCUUCGAGGGUUUCGGCGGUGAAGACUGCAGCGUGGAGCUGUGCCUGCCGGACUGCGGGGAGUAUGGGCAGUGCGUGGACGGGGUCUGCGCGUGCGCUCAAGGCUUCUCGGGCGAGGACUGCUCGGAGCCCGACUGCCUCAACAACUGCCUGGGCCGGGGGGAGUGCGUGGACGGCGACUGCAUCUGCGACGACCCCUGGGGCGGCUUCGACUGCUCCGAGCUCAUCUGCCCCAACGACUGCUUCGACCGCGGCCGCUGCGUCAACGGCACCUGCUUCUGCGACGAGGGCUUCACCGGGGAGGACUGCGGCGAGCUCAGUUGUCCGGACAACUGCAACUACCGGGGCAUCUGCGUGGACGGGAUCUGCGUGUGCGGGGAGGGAUUCGGCGGGGAAGACUGCUCCAAGCUCACCUGCCCGAACAACUGCAACAAGCGCGGCCACUGCUUCAACGGCAUGUGCAUCUGCGACCCCGGCUUCGAGGGUGACGACUGCUCCGUGCUCUCCUGCCCCAGAAAGUGCCACGGCAGGGGCAGCUGCGUCAACGGCCAGUGCAUCUGCGACGAGGGCUUCCAGGGCGCGGACUGCGGUGAGCUGACUUGCCCUAACGACUGCCUGGGCCGGGGCAAGUGCGUGGAUGGGCAGUGCAUCUGCGACGAGGGCUUCGAGGGCGAGGACUGCAGCGUCAAGAAGUGUCCCAAUGACUGCCUGGGCCGCGGCAAGUGCGUGGACGGGCAGUGCAUCUGUGAUGAGGGCUUCGAGGGCGAGGACUGCGGCAUCAAGAAGUGCCUGAACGACUGCCUGGGGCGCGGGAAGUGCGUGGACGGCAAGUGCGUCUGCGACGAGGGCUUCGAGGGCGAUGACUGCGGCAUCAAGAAGUGUCCCAACGACUGCCUGGGCCGCGGCAAGUGCGUGGACGGCAAGUGCAUCUGCGACGAAGGCUUCGAGGGCGACGACUGCGGCAUCAAGAAGUGCCUGAACGACUGCCUGGGCCGCGGCAAGUGCGUGGACGGCAAGUGCGUCUGCGACGAGGGCUUCGAGGGAGACGACUGCGGCAUCAAGAAGUGCCCCAACGACUGCCUGGGCCGCGGCAAGUGCGUGGACGGCAAGUGCGUCUGCGACGAAGGGUUCGACGGAGAAGACUGCGGGGUCAAGCUGUGCCUGAACGACUGCCUGGGCCGGGGGAAGUGCGUGGACGGGCUGUGCGUGUGCGACGAGGGCUUCGAGGGCGAGGACUGCUCCGUGCUCACCUGCCCGGCCAACUGCAACGGCAGGGGGCGGUGCGAGAACGGCCUGUGCGUGUGCGACGACGGCUACAUGGGGGAGGACUGCGGGGAGCUGCGCUGCCUGAACGACUGCAACAACAACGGCCGCUGCGUCAACGGGCUCUGCGUGUGCGACGAGGGCUACAUCGCCGAUGACUGCUCCGAGGUCUCCCCGCCGACGGACCUGACCGUGAUUGAGGUGUCCCCGGAGUCGGUGAACCUGACCUGGGCCAACGAGAUGGUUGUGACUGAGUACCUGAUCACCUACGUGCCCACGGCCCCGGGCGGCCUCCUGCUGGACUUCCGCGUUCCCGGAGACUGGAAGGCCGCCACCAUUGACCAGCUGGAGCCAGGGAUCGAGUACCUGAUCAACGUCUAUGCCAUCCUCAACAACAAGCAGAGCAUCCCUGUCAGCGCAAGGGUGGCCACACACCUCCCGGAGCCUGAGGGUCUGAAGUUUAAGUCUGUGAGGGAGACCUCCGUGGAGGUGGAGUGGGACAAGCUGGACAUCUCCUUUGAUGGCUGGCACCUGACCUUCAGAAACACAAAAGAGGAGAACGGGGAGAUCCUGAACACCCUGGAGCACACGGACACCAGCUACGCGCAGACGGGCCUGGGCCCAGGCCUGGAGUACGAGGUUAAGCUGGAGGCCGUCAAGAAUAACAUCCGAGGGCCCCCGGCCAUCGACACCGUCACCACCAUGCUGGACAGCCCCAGUCAGCUGGAGGUGCGCGGGGUGACGGACUCGGUCGCGAUCGUCUCCUGGCUCCAGUCGGUGGCUCAGGUGGACGGGGUCUCUCUCUCCUACGGGCCGAGCACGGACUCUUCGGACAGGAACACCGCGGACCUCUCCCACACCGAAACCCAGUACAGCCUGGAGAGCCUGGCCCCGGACACAGAGUACGAGGUGUCCCUGGUCUCCAGGAGAGGAGAGAUGAGGAGCGACCCAGUCCGGGAGACCUUCACCACAGACCUGGACGCUCCCACGGACCUGGAGGUGGUGGACCAGACAGACAGCACCGUGACUCUGGAGUGGAAGAACAGCAAGGCGGCCGUGGAGAGCUACCAGGUCAAACACAGCACGCUGUCAGGGGCCGAGCACGGCGUCACGCACUUCCUGCCCUCGGCUGGGGACGUCACGCUGGCCACCAUCACCGGUUUAAGCCCUGGGACGGAGUACGGGAUCGGCGUAUCUGCAGUGAAGGAGGACCGAGAGAGCCUGCCAGCUACCACUAACGCUGCCACUGACCUCGAUGCCCCCAAGGACCUGGAGGUGAGUGGAUCCACGGAGACCACCCUGACCAUCGUGUGGAAGAAACCCGUGGCCAAGAUCACCAUCUACCGGCUGGUCUACUUCUCCACCGACGGCAGCAUGGAGGAAGUGGAGAUCCCGGGCACGGAGACCACGUACACGCUGACCAAGCUCACCCCGGGCACGCUCUACACCAUGUCGCUGGUGGCGAAGAGAGGCAGCGAGAAGAGUGAACCCGCAACCCUCUCUGCAUCUACAGUGGAACACAAGCCCCUGGUGGGAAACCUCACCAUCUCAGACCUGUCCUGGGACAGCUUCAAUGUGUCCUGGAGCCCGGAGGAGGCUGAAUAUGACGCCUUCUUAAUUGAGAUUGCAGAGCUGGAGGGGGGCGAGCAGGUUGCUAACCACACCCUCUCCGGGGACGCCCGAAGCCUGGGCGUCUCCGGGCUGAACCCCAGCACCACGUACAGGAUCAUCCUGUACGGGGUGCACAAGGGGGAGAUCUUAGAGCCUGGCUUUGCUGAAGUCGCAACAGAGACAGAGCCUGUGGUUGGCAGUCUUUAUGUGUCAAAUGUUACUUCCGAGAGCUUCACCAUUUCCUGGAAUGGCACGGAAGGGAACUUUGAGGGUUUUGUCAUGGAGAUCAUUGAUACCAGCUGGCUGAUGGAGACCUUGGAGUAUAACCUAUCCCACAAUGCACUGUCGUAUGAAAUCACAGGGCUCAACCCCAGCACUGACUAUAUAGCCUACCUUUAUGGGGUGUUCAAAGGGGUGAGAACUCACGCUGUCAGUACUGUUGCGACAACAGCUGCAGAACCUGACUUGGCCAGGCUAGUUGUUUCUAACGUUACCUCAGACAGACUGUCUCUCUCCUGGAGGACGGGAGCCAAGGCUUUCGAUAACUUUGUGGUAGAGAUCAGAGAGUCUGCUUUGCCCUCGCAGGCCACGGGGCGCACCCUUCCCGGGGGGGCGCGCUCCACGGUUAUCACCGGGCUGAAAGGGGCCACGCGCUAUGACAUCAAAGUAUACGCCAGCUCCGGCCGGCGGAACACGUUGCCCCUAACGGCCGUGGCCACCACAGAGGCAGAGCCUCAGCUGGGGGCGUUAGCCGCGUCCGAUAUAACCCCGUCGAGCUUCAUCGUGUCCUGGGACACCGUGGCCGGCCACUUCGACGCCUUUGUCCUCCGGGUCAGUGACGCGGAGCAGCUUUACGACACGCUGGAGCUCGGGGCCACUGCGGACGUCCGCAACGUCAGCGUCGGUGGCCUGGUAGACUCCACCCACUACGACGUCGUCCUGUUCGGCAUCUCCCACGGCCGCCGCACACCCUCGCUGUCCGCCCGUGCCCGCACAGCGGAACUGCCCAAAGUGGAGAACCUAAGCAUUUCGGACAUUAACCCGUUCGGUUUCCGGGUGUCCUGGACCGCGAGGGACGGGGAGCAGCCCGACGGGUUCGACCACUUCCAAAUAGUGGUGACGGACUCGGGCUGGCUGCUGGACCCCCAGGAGUUCACGGCGCAGGGUGACCAGUCGUCUCUGGACAUCAGCGGUCUGAUCACUGGCAUAGGCUAUGAGGUCAGGCUGACAGGGGUGUCCAGGUCAGGCCUGAACUCCCGAACUCUGAGUGCAGUGGCUGUGACAGAAGCCGAACCGGAAGUGGAACACCUUUUCGUUUCGGACAUCACCACGGAAGGUUUCCGCCUGGCCUGGACCGCCGAGGAAGGCGCCUUCGAUACGUUCGUGAUUAAAGUUAGGGAUUCCAAAAGGCUAGAAACCCCGCAAGAGCACGUCGUCUCCGGCGAUGAACGAACCAAAGUCAUAUCGGAUCUCACUGGCGGAACCGAGUAUGAGAUUGAGUUGUACGGAAUCACCCUGGAGUGGCGAUCCCAGCCCAUAACCGCUGUAGCCAGAACAGGUGUGGGUGCUCCGAUGGACGUCAGCUUCUCCGACGUGACAGACACAACCGCCAACGUCCUCUGGACCAUACCCCGGACUCGAGUGGACAACUUCCGGGUCUCCUGCUCCCCUGCCGAAGGAUCUUCAGGGGUCCCGAUACUUCUGGCGGUAGACGGGAGUGAGACACAGACCGGGCUGUCGGGCCUGAUCCCAGGGAUGACCUACCUGGUGACCGUCGUGGCUGUCAGGGGCCUGGAGGAGAGCGAGCCAGGGGCCGGCAGUCUGACCACCGCUCUGGACAAGCCUACUGGCCUGAGGGCCAUCAAUGUCACUGACUCCGAGGCCCUGCUGCUAUGGCAACCGGCCAUCGCCACCGUAGAUGGCUACGUCGUCACCUACAGUGCAGACGCUGUGGGCCCGGUGAUGGAGCAGGUUUCCGGGAACACGGUGGAGUUUGAGAUGAGCUCCCUGGUGCCCAGCACGCAGUACACCGUCAUGGUCCACGCAGUCCGUGGGGCGGAGAAGAGCGGAGCUGCCGCCACUGAUUUCACCACUGAUUUGGACGGCCCACGAGACCUGGCGGCCAGUAAUAUCAGGCCAGACAAGGCCACCCUGACCUGGGCCGCGCCCCGCUCUGCCAUCACCGGCUACACCCUGAUCGUGGAGUCUGCUUCUGGCUCGCUCCUGGAGGUGCCUCUGGGCCCUGAGGAGACCUCGUACAGCCUGUCCAAGCUCACUCACUCCACAGAGUACACAGUGAAGCUGCAGGCCAUCGCUGGAGAGAGGAGGAGUCAAAUCAUUAGCAGCGUCUUCAGCACCCUGGGUCAGCUCUACACGCACCCUAAGGACUGUGGCCAGGCCCUGAUGAACGGGGACUCCCCCUCCGGUCUCUACACCAUCUACAUUGGGGGAGUGGAGAGCAAGCCCCUCCAGGUGUACUGUGACAUGACCACGGACGGGGGCGGAUGGCUGGUGUUCCUCAGGCGGCAGGACGGCAAAGUGGAGUUCUUCAGGAACUGGAGGAAUUACUCCAACGGCUUCGGCGACGUGAGCAGCGAGUUCUGGCUCGGCCUCGGCAACCUCCAUAAGAUCUCCGCGGCCGGUCAGUACGAGCUGAGGGUGGACCUCCGCGACCAGGGAGAAGAGGUCUAUGCCCAGUACGACAGCUUCAAGGUCAACGAGCCACGUGGCCGAUACAAGCUGAACCUGGGCGAGUACAGCGGCAAUGCAGGUGACUCCCUCUCCUACCAUCAAGGCCGGCCCUUCUCCACCUACGACAACGACAACGACAUCGCCGUCACCAACUGCGCCCUGUCUUACAAGGGCGCCUUCUGGUACAAGAACUGCCACCGCGUCAACGUCAUGGGACGGUACGGUGACAACAGCCACAGCAAGGGUGUGAACUGGUUCCACUGGAAGGGGCACGAGCACUCCAUCGACUUUGUGGAAAUGAAGAUCAGGCCAGUCAACUUCAGAAACUUCGAAGGAAGACGGAAAAGAUCAUAAAAUGGCCUCCCCGCAAGACCCCUUCAUCAUGACCCGCCCAGCCAAGACCCUUCAUCAUGACCCACCAAGACCCCUUCAUCAUGACCCACCAAGACCCCUUCAUCAUGACCCGCCCAGCCAAGACCCCGCAAGACCCCUUCAUCAUGACCCACCCAGCCAAGCCCCCUUCAUCAUGACCCACCGAGACCCCUUCAUCAUGACCCACAAGACCCCUUCAUCAUGACCCACCAAGACCCCUUCAUCAUGACCCACCAAGACCCCUUCAUCAUGACCCACCAAGACCCCUUCAUCAUGACCCACCAAGACCCCUUCAUCAUGACCCGCCCAGCCAAGCCCCCUUCAUCUUGACCCACCAAGACCCCUUCAUCAUGACCCGCCCAGCCAAGCCCCCUUCAUCAUGACCCACCAAGACCCCUUCAUCAUGACCCGCCCAGCCAAGACCCCGCAAGACCCCUUCAUCAUGACCCGCCCAGCCAAGACCCCUUCAUCAUGACCCACCAAGACCCCUUCAUCAUGACCCGCCCAG
Conger conger (European conger) is the source of this 7512-nucleotide messenger RNA. RefSeq names its product tenascin-like. The transcript is spliced from 27 exons. Gene Ontology annotation, molecular function: protein binding. The record is from RefSeq and is a predicted model, not a curated record. The coding region runs from base 399 to 6986 and encodes 2195 amino acids. NCBI's taxonomy places the organism in Eukaryota, Metazoa, Chordata, Actinopteri, Anguilliformes, Congridae.